AUGUGCUGGCGGCGAACAUACCUGCUGCUGUUGGUUAUUCGGGUAUAUUUUGCGCUGUCUCCAAGCUAUCUACAUCCAGAUGAACACUUCCAAGGGCCCGAAGUCUUUGCAGGCCGGAUCUUCUCCUUUCCCUCUUUAUUGCCUUGGGAAUUCACUGCCGACAGGCCGAUCCGUAGCGUCUUCCCACAAUGGCCGACCUACGAGGUGCCAAUGAACUUCCUGAAAUGGUUCUACACGGAAACUGGAACACAGAACCCUCCUCCACAGCUUGUAUACUAUGCGCUGCGUGGAGUCAUGUUUCUAUUUAGCUUUGUGUUGGAGGAUUGGGCUGUAUAUGAAUUGGUUCCCUUACCACGCCAUCGCCGCGCAACGGUGGUGCUGGUGGCAUCCUCAUAUGUCACCUGGACAUAUCAGACGCACACCUUCUCAAACUCACUCGAGACUCUCUUGGUCGCCUGGAGCUUGGUUCUGAUUCGUCGUAUCGUUGAGAACAAGCGACAUUCCUCGCUCUUUUCGUGCGCUGUCUUUUCCUUGAUCGCAGUCCUAGGUGUCUUCAACAGAAUCACCUUUCCUGCCUUUGUGAUUGUUCCAGGGCUCCAGCUGCUCCCUCAUUUCUGGCACAGACCUUCCUCCUUUCUUUCAGUUGUCGGGUUCGGUCUGGUAUUUUUCUGCCUUGCCAUUUUGGUUGAUACAAGGUUUUACUCAUCUGCCUCUCUCUGGGAGGCCCUUCGCAAUCCCAUUAUCACCCCGAUCAAUAAUUUACUCUAUAAUUCCGACAAGUCCAAUCUAGCGCUCCAUGGACUCCACCCUCGGUACCACCACUUUCUAGUGAACUUGCCUCAACUUCUAGGCCCGGCGUAUAUAGCCAUGAUCUUAUCACUUUUCAAUCUCGCGGCCGUUCCAUCUUGGCUUAUGGACAUGCGCGCCGCUUCAGCCAUCUCGGCAACUGUCUUGCUCUCCAUUUUCCCUCACCAAGAACCGAGGUUCUUGAUUCCUUGUGUUCCUCUUCUCCUCAGUUGUUUGCGCAUUCGCAACACCCGGAGUUCUCGGUGGUUCUUGGUCGCUUGGGCUAUCUUCAAUGCUCUUUUGGGAUUUCUGAUGGGAGUAUACCAUCAAGGAGGAGUCGUCCCUGCACAGCUUGCGAUGCCGUCUAUUAUCUCAGAAAGUGUCCAAGCGGCAGAUCGCGGCUCGCUCAACACUCAGCUCGGAGCAUCCGCCACUGUGCUCUGGUGGAAAACCUAUUCCCCCCCUCUAUGGCUCCUAGGGAACGACUCCACCUUUCUAUUCGAUAUCCAGACGCGAGACUUGAUGGGUUGCCCAGGACCAGAAGUGGUUGCGGAACUCGACAAAAUAGUCCCUUCAUGUCAAGAGAAGGAGAAUACCCAAAGUCGCGACGUAUCCCCACGCUCGGUGUUCGUGGUUGCCCCCAAAUCUGCUGCAUUUUUGGACCAGUUCGUGGCUCCAUUAACCUCAUCAUCCGACCCGUCGGAUCUAGAAUUGCAUGAGGUAUGGUAUUGGAGCAAACACCUCAACUUAGACGAUCUCGAUUUCGGUACUGAUGGCAUCUUGCAAACACUUAAAAGGAUGACCGGAAGAAGAGGUCUAGUAGUGUGGGAAGCCCGGAGAGCUGGAUGUGCUUAG
Messenger RNA from Aspergillus saccharolyticus JOP 1030-1, 1641 nucleotides. RefSeq names its product glycosylphosphatidylinositol-alpha 1,2 mannosyltransferase smp3 (gene smp3). The transcript is spliced from 4 exons. Gene Ontology annotation, molecular function: alpha-1,2-mannosyltransferase activity. Lineage: Eukaryota; Fungi; Ascomycota; Eurotiomycetes; Eurotiales; Aspergillaceae. Gene Ontology annotation, cellular component: endoplasmic reticulum membrane. The record is from RefSeq and is a predicted model, not a curated record. Gene Ontology annotation, biological process: GPI anchor biosynthetic process. Bases 1 to 1641 code for a protein of 546 amino acids.